CAUAAAGAAGCAAUUCCUUGUUACCUUGUAACAACACAUCUAUGACCCACUACUAUCGCGUAAUGCAACGACCAGAAAUGAAACGAUAAAGCUGUCUGAAAUGAUAUCAUCGGUACCCAGCCUUCAUAGUUACGGCUCUUGGGAAGUGUCGACCUGCACCAUCGAUGCUUUUUGGAACAACUCUGAGGCAAUCUACUUUCAAGACGGAGGCGUUGGAUACAGGAAUCCGUACCCCAUGCCGCCCUGGAAUACCAGUGCGCUGAGAACCAUAGGCCUGGACUACAAUGAUAUCGACGAGCUAAGAAGCCCCAAAUUCUUACAAGAGUUGACCUCCGGAGGCUUCGAACUGCACACCGCACUCGCUCUGUCGUUCGCAGAGGCCAUCUCGGACAUCUCGAGCCUCUCUCGGCACGACUCGGUCUGGGGAGAAGACACGUUAAGUACGGGUGUGAAUAGUAUGCCUCCUUUCCAUUUCACCCAUACAUUGUACGGUUUCGGCUAUGGGAAUCAUUCCACAUCAGUCCGCCUCUCGAUGGCAGUUCUGGGCUUCUACUGUGUCAUCACUGUCAUUUAUCUCGCCUACAUGCUAUUCACAGGCCGUAGCUCUACAGCCUGGAAUUCUUCGAUCGAGCUUGUGGCUCUCGCUCUACAGUCAAAACGACCUGACCAUCUGGGGAAAGUCUCUGUGGGCAUCGACAAUCUUGGUACCUUCAAUGAGGGGGUUGGCAUACGUGCAAAUGCAGACAAUGAGUUGGAGCUCGUGUUUGCUCAUGACCGUGACGUUGGGUCAAGGGGUCUGCGGAAGGUGCAAACGAACAAAGAAUACUGAGAGCGACGACCAUGGGCAACCAAUGCCCCAUCUAGCGAGCUGUAUAUGCAUCAUGAGCUACGCGGUGUAGCUGUGCAAUCACACUUCCAUAUCUCUACCGCUGUCUCUUUAUUGAAUCAAGUUGUCAGCUAGCAGACGUUAUAGUUGGCCUCUCGUCGAUCGUCGUUGAAACAGCGACUCAACACAGAGGGGUCACCCCUCAGCGCUUCGCCACUGACCCUGGGGAUCGUCACUCACACGGAGGAGUGUCGACCUAAGAUUGUAUAUAAUUUCAUCCAAACAGGAUUCUGAAGAAUCUUUAGUAGCUUGCCUACUUGUAGCUAGGGUCUGUAGCGUUGGAAACAUC
Molecule: messenger RNA, 1175 nt
Organism: Alternaria alternata
Lineage: Eukaryota; Fungi; Ascomycota; Dothideomycetes; Pleosporales; Pleosporaceae
Exons: 1
Coding region: 236-829 (197 amino acids)
Source: RefSeq, a predicted model, not a curated record